This is a messenger RNA of Cyphellophora attinorum, 729 nucleotides long. RefSeq lists its product as uncharacterized. Lineage: Eukaryota; Fungi; Ascomycota; Eurotiomycetes; Chaetothyriales; Cyphellophoraceae. The record is from RefSeq and is a predicted model, not a curated record. The coding region runs from base 1 to 729 and encodes 242 amino acids. The transcript is spliced from 3 exons.
AUGGCCACGAAGAACAAAGUGUAUGUUGCAGGAGUUGGACUCUCGCCUUCAACAGAACGGUCUGGUCCUUUCGUUCUCUCCGCUGCGGUCAAGGCGCUGCUAGACGCCGGUGUUACAUACGAUCAUGUGUCGAAGUCCUUAGUAUCGAAGGAUGUUACGGGUGGCAAAAGCACGUUUGCGGCCUUCAACGACGACAGGGUGAUUGUAGACCUUGUUGCGAAUAGGUCGUUGCUCGGGCAUGGAAUCGAUGAAAUUAGCGGAGCGAGAUCGCAAUGUGUGCUGAUUGCUGGAGUUGACAAGGAGGAGGCAGUCGCUUUUGUGCUGGUUUCCGAAGAUUUCCUGAUGCGCUGGCCUUACCUCAAGGACUCUUCGAUGCUAGUGUCUAAGGUCGGGAGGAGCGAUGGAUCACUGUCCCAGGCUGUGAGGAAAGUGUGGAGACUGAGAGGCUGGGGAUCGGUCAAGGGAGCAUCACCUCGUGGAGAGAGCUCAAUCGAAUUGGCCCGUGCUGAUGGCCAAUCUACGCCGAAGUGGAAAGACGUGGAAUGCAAGCUCGACGGCAAGCAUCGACUGGGCUACAACCCAGCUACUGAAACCAAGCAAGUAUCGCAGGAGGACCUUGAAGCCGUACAGGCAACGGGAAAGACGCAACAGAAGACCAGCGCCUUCAAGCGACGGGGCGGCGAUCUGGCGAUACUGACCAAGCAGCAUGACUUCGUGGCGAAGCUGUGA